CGGGCCCUUGUCGCGCGGCAUUUCGGGAACGCGGGGGAUCCUGGGAGCGCGCGGCCCGCCAUUCGCUCUCCUCGCACGGUCGCCGCCGCUUGUGUCGCAGCCGAACGCAAGAGGAGGAAGCGGAGGCCGGAGCCGCUGAGGAGAGGCCGGGGACGGAACUCUCCUGCCCACCGACAUGUCGAUUGGUGUGCCGAUUAAAGUCCUGCACGAGGCCGAGGGCCACAUCGUGACGUGUGAGACGAACACCGGCGAGGUGUAUCGUGGGAAGCUCAUCGAGGCCGAGGACAACAUGAAUUGCCAGAUGUCCAACAUCACAGUCACCUACAGAGACGGCCGCGUGGCCCAGCUGGAGCAGGUGUACAUCCGCGGCAGCAAGAUCCGCUUCCUGAUUUUGCCGGACAUGCUGAAGAACGCACCCAUGUUAAAGAGCAUGAAAAACAAAAACCAAGGCUCGGGCGCCGGCCGGGGGAAAGCGGCGAUUCUGAAGGCCCAAGUGGCUGCACGAGGACGAGGACGCGGAAUGGGACGUGGAAACAUCUUCCAGAAGCGAAGAUAAAAUUAACUGUUGAACAGAACUUUACCCCCCUUUUUUUUCCCUUUGGCUUGUCUGGGUGGGUUUGUGGAGCGUUUAUUGUAUAUGUCCUCGGUUUCUUUUAACACCUUUCUCUUUACAGUAAGAGCAAUGUUAACCUAAAUAAAUCUGGUUUUGUUUUUGAGAAAA
Messenger RNA from Choloepus didactylus (southern two-toed sloth), 721 nucleotides. It is a transcript of the gene SNRPD3, whose product is annotated as small nuclear ribonucleoprotein D3 polypeptide. Lineage: Eukaryota; Metazoa; Chordata; Mammalia; Pilosa; Megalonychidae. The coding region runs from base 176 to 556 and encodes 126 amino acids. The record is from RefSeq and is a predicted model, not a curated record. Gene Ontology annotation, biological process: RNA processing; spliceosomal snRNP assembly. Gene Ontology annotation, cellular component: SMN-Sm protein complex; U2 snRNP; U12-type spliceosomal complex. Gene Ontology annotation, molecular function: RNA binding. The transcript is spliced from 4 exons.